Molecule: messenger RNA, 1773 nt
Organism: Fonsecaea monophora
Lineage: Eukaryota; Fungi; Ascomycota; Eurotiomycetes; Chaetothyriales; Herpotrichiellaceae
Exons: 10
Coding region: 1-1773 (590 amino acids)
Source: RefSeq, a predicted model, not a curated record
AUGGCACCAUCUAUUGGCGAGUACGACCAAGUGGUUGCCAUUACGCAACAAAUGAUCAACAAUUCACUCCAGGACCUGUUUGCGAUCAACCAAGCAAACGCCGUGAGCGCUGGCCAUGCAGCUGACGCCGUGAUACCGAAUUUCGGUCCAGGGACCUUUGCUUUCAAGGACUUCAAACUGGGUUGUCCCAGGGUUAUCGUGCACUAUAGUGACGAAGACAAAUACCAUGUCCUCUACCAGAUCCACAUUACCAGCGGCAGUUUUGUGACCCAGAAAAGCUGGACGGACACGACGCCUCUCACAUGGCCGAUCCAGGACUGGUAUUUCGCCUACUCCGUCAACAUUGGCAACAAGCCAGAGGUACUGGAGAGCUUGCGCAAGAAACACGACAUUCCGGGUGACUACUCAAUCCAGAAGUUGAUCAUGAAUAUGAAAGAUCCCGACAUCAGCUCAGCCACAAUGACUCAGUCCUACUUUGGCGGGUAUGAGAACGACAAAACACCCAAAUUGUCUGAAGACAACCUGAAAAACAUCAAGAUUCUGAUGACGACAAUCGGCGAGGGUCAAAGCAACACAAUGCUACACAUGCAAGACUUGAAUGUCCUCGGCUACGUGACCAACGGCCCCCAGAACAAAGCCGUUGUCGAGUCCCCUAAAGCGACCUUCAUUCCCUGUGGGCUCCAGUUCCAGACAUAUCCAUACAAAUCCAAUGGCAACGCCGCCGGGGAUGGCACGACCGGCAACUCCAGGCUGAACUACCUCUGCUACCUCGAGAAGACACUCAACCCGGGCCAAAAGGACCCGCCGCCCAUGCCGUCAGGGGACAAAAAGUAUCUCGGCUACGACGGCAACUGGACCGCCGGGUCCAUCUCGACGAGCAACGGACAAGACAACAUCACAGACGACCUACCCCUGGGCGCCUUUGUCUUGACAUCCGGCAAUUUCAUGGACCAAUAUCUAUUUCCCAGGCUGCGGGACAUCAUUGCCCGAAUGGCCAUUGGGUGGUCAGACUUGAGUGCCGGAGCGUGGGCCAACUCGACAUGGGCCAUGGGUAUCAAUCUCCACAUCAACGACCCCGGCAACGUCAAGGACAACGAAUACAGGUUCAGCAAGACUCAAAAUGGUCCGAAAACAGUCUGGACGUUUACGAAGUCCUGGCCUCAGGACCUGAAGCGCGACCACGGCGCUCAGUCGAUCAAAGUUACUGCUGAAUCGUCUUGCGAGGUAAAAAUCACCGCCACUGGAGACAGCCCGACGAUCAACGUCGAAGGCACCUCGUACAUACGCCUGUACAGCGAGGUAUGGUGGGGACUUGAGGACCAUGCUGCCAGCAAGGGAGACGACAUCCACCGCUCCUUCAAAUGGAACUUCAACCUGACCCUCCAAUCCGUCAACGACGGCGGCCUCCAAAUCAUCAUGACGGACCGCGGGCACCACGUCGACUACGACUCCAGCGACAGGCGCGACCUGAAAGACAAGUUCGGCGGCAUCAUCGACUGGCUCGAGGGCUGGUUCAACACGUUCAACUUUGACAACCUGGGCAGCCUGGAGAACGUGCUGGCAAACGACAUCGGGCGGGCGAGCAAGCUGGUCUUUCCGUGCUCGGGCGUCUUCUUCUACAAGAACCCCGUCAUGACGGACCGGGGCGACUUGAUGUGCAGUGUCGGGUACAAGCCGAGCGGGGAGACGUUUGGGGGCGCGGCCAGGGUGAAUCCGCCCGUGCUGGCGCCGACGGAUCCCAAGACGGUCAAUGAGAAGACGGAUAAGUGGUGA